AUCAACAAGUUCUCUACAGCGGAAUGCCUCGCAAAUUGGCCAAACCAGCUGUUAUCAGAACUCGUUAUAAAUUGCUAUAAAGCUCUCCAGCUUGACUCCCCGACACAUUACCGAGCUCGAUGCGCAUCCAUCCAGACUUCUAGACUUGCCGUGGACAUCUCCUCGAUUGACACAUGGACACUCUCCCCAGGUCGAAACACCAUGAAGUGCUGGACAGCUCACCAGUCCAGAACAGAUUGCUGGCCACAACACUACCUCUCAGUGCCAUGACGAGCGACGGAGAUGAGGGGCAGUGCACUAGCACGUGCACCCCUUUUGGGGAUAUACCAAUCGAACGGUUCCUCGCUUGACUGGUGGACCCGAUCCUGAUCUUCUUGGCCUCAUGCUUCACCUCCUUCUGACUGGGGUAGGCUCUCGGUCCCGACGUUCCUUCUACCGCAUCAUAUUUAAAUCCUUGCCCCGGCAAGCACUGGACUCAACUCACUCUCAUUCCGUUCUUGGUGCAUAGGCACACCCAGCAUUUGCAUGGUCCCCUAUGACAUCUACGUUGCAAGCGCGCUGGACGGUAUCGCGCUCUUCAGUGCUACGCUUCUCGGAAUUUCGCGCUGGAGAUCUGCACGUCGGGAAGGGAAGAUCAAGCUCCCUGUCUCGGAUGGAGUUCAGAACGAAAACAACCCCGGUGUACAGAGGUACGACCCGUUCGACGUGACGACGCCGGAGGAUGUUCUGGAGGGUUAUCCGUUGGAGGAAGAAUCGUUCUGGGAUGGGAUUAAAACUAGAAAACGCAUCUUGACGACUUUCGUCGCGCUAUACCUCGCAACGGAAGUGCUCGCGACGACGCUCUCACCGACAGCCGUUGAGCAACAAAUCCACGGCCUUCGUCUCGGCUUCGCGGCAUAUACUCUCAUUCUGUCCUUGCUCUCUCUUGGGUACUACGAAGUCGAACUCCAUCGUGAAUCUACCUGGCACAUGACCAUGGUCCUCCUGCUUCAAGUCCUGGCGAUGGGCUUCGCCGCGAUCUUGCCCUCAGACGCGUCCACGAUCACAGUCACUCUCUACUCGCCGUCCGUCACGUCCUUCGGCUGGGUGGCGUCGGUCCCCGUCGUGGUCACUAUAUACCUUUCGUACCUCAGCCCGAUCGGCCUAUUUUUCCUGGCGGUCGCGCUGUGGUUGGCGAUGAGCAUGCGCACUGGUCCCGACUUGCGAUACCCUGUUGACGUGAUCUACUCGGAGAAGGUGGCGAAAGAGAUUUCGAACAGGGACAUCGAGAGGAGCAAUGUCUCUGGCUCGUACGGUGCCUCUGUCCUCGGAAAACUCUUCUUCUCGUUUGCUGGGAAGGUUCUGCUGCUCGGGGCAUCCCUCGAGCAGCUGCAGAUUGGGGAUCUCCCCAUCCUGAGCUCCCAGAUGCGUGCGACAUACCAAUACGUGAACAUGCGGAACAUUUGAGCUCUGCAUCGAGCUCGUCCUGGUCCCUGGUGCGGCAGUUGCUGAGCGCGAACAAACUGUCCCUGCCCCCUAUGUUGGGCCUCUCGCUGUGGACCGGGUCUCUGUUCUACCUCCCGCCGAUCUUCCUGAAGCAGAUUAUCGUAUACCUCGAGACGGAUCGCCAGCGCGAGAAUGUGCGCUGGGGUCUGCUCUGGGUGUUCGCCUUCCUGCUGUCGACCAUUCUGCUGUACAUCGUGACUGGCCAAGUUUGGUUCCUCUCUACCGUCACCAUGCAGAACGAAGUCAAGAUACAGCUCAGCACUGCACUGUAUGCGAAGACACUCAUCCGCAAGGACAUCGCGUCGUCGUCUGCCGCAGCGUCGCCGGAUGUGGCGAAAGACGAGGCGGACAGCGACGACAAGGCCAAUGACGCAUUCUCGUCCAAAGCGCAGAUCAUGACUCUCAUGACGACGGACGUCGAUCGCAUCGCCCGUCUGACUGAGCACCUGUUCUUCGUCUUCGAUGUCCCCAUCGAGUUGACUGUCGGAACCAUCUUCUUGUAUCAGCUGCUUGGCACCUCGGCAUUCUGGGGCCUGGCGGUCGCACUGCUCUGUUUACCGCUGAAUCACAUCGCGGGUAAGGUCGUCUCACACGCACAGGACAAUCUAAUGAAAGCACGUGAUGAGCGAGUGGCAUUGAUGAAUGAGGUCCUUGGUGGUAUCCGCAUGCUCAAAUUCAUGGCCUGGGAACGCAGCUUCGAGAAGCGAGUCAUGAAGAUCCGAGCACGAGAACUGCACUACCAAUGGCUCAACUAUGCGAUCCAAGCGCUGCUCUCUGGGCUCUGGGCGCUGGCUCCCAUCGUGAUCACGCUUGCCGCAUUCUAUCACUUUGCCAUCGUCCGGGGCGAGCAGCUGACCCCGUCAAUCGCCUUCACAUCGAUCAUUGUGUUCUACGAAUUCAAAUACGUGCUCGCCGCCAUCCCAGAGACAUUGAUCGUCAUCUUGCAGACCGUCGUUUCGAUACGCCGGGUUCGCAAGUACCUCGGCACCAAGGAAGUCACGAAAGUGUCGCCCCUCGAAGAGCAGCCGCGCGAGAUCAAGCUGGUGAACUGCACCGUCACAUGGCCUGCGCAGGCUUCCAUGUCGGCAGCCUCGACGCCCCGACAGCAGUUUUUGCUGAUGGACCUCAACCUCGAAUUUCCCAGGGGUGAAUUGACACUGAUUUGCGGUAAACUGGGUGCUGGAAAGACACUGCUCUUGCUGGGUCUGCUGGGCGAAGCCGGUGUGCUCGCGGGCUCGCUGGUCUGUCCGCGUUCGCCGCCGGACGCACUGGCGAGAUAUGCUGAGGUGGAUGGGGAGUGGCUCGUAGAGGGGCUCUGUGGCUAUGUUCCGCAGACCGCGUGGCUCCAGAACGCGACGAUCAGAGACAACAUCCUGUUUAACCUCCCGUACGAUGAAGCUCGGUACAAGGCGACCCUCGAGGCUUGUGCGUUGACGACGGAUCUGCAGAUCCUCGAGGACGGGGACCAAUCUGAGAUCGGAGAACGUGGUGUCAACCUGAGUGGAGGCCCAAAAGCGCGCGUCUCUCUCGCUCGUGCUGUUUAUUCUCGCGCAUCGAUCUUGCUGUUGGACGAUGUGCUCUCCGCGGUCGAUGCGCAUACGGCCCACCAUCUGUACAACAGCUGUCUACGCGGCGAGCUCAUGCGUGGGCGGACGCUCCUGCUCGUCUCGCAUCACGUGCAGCUGUGUGCUCCCGGGGCGGCGUAUGUCGUCGCACUCGACAACGGCACGGUCAAGUACGCCGGCGAUCGGGACACCUUCCGGUCGAGCGGCGUCAUGGGCAGUCUGGUGCAGAGCGCCGCCCACGAAGUAGACGGAGUUGAUGGCGCUGCUGAUGCGACGAAGAGCGACUCUGAGUUGGAGAGAACGACCGUCGGACAAGAAAAGGCGGCCGAAGAGAAGAAGGCAGCGCCGCGCAAGUUCCUGGAAGAGGAACGUCGGGCUACGGGCCGGGUCGCGUGGUCUGUUUGGAUGAGCUAUAUCGCUGCCGCCGGCUCUUGGUGGUACUGGUUGCUGUUCGUCGUCCUGUUCGCUGUUUCUGCCAUGGCCCCGGUGCUGGAAAACGGGUGGCUGGGAUACUGGUCAAGCGGCAAAGACCAAGACAUCCACGGUACCGGGUACUUCAUCGGGAUAUAUGCUGCAGUCUUCGUCUUUGGUCUGGUGUUCACGGUCCUGGGCUUCUUCGUGCUGUACUACGGAGGGAUCCACGCAUCCCAAGUGCUCUACAAGAAGCUCCUCUCGACAGUCCUGUUCGCGCAGAUCCGGUUCCAUGACACCGUCCCCCGCGGCGCUCUGCUGAACCGAUUUGGGCGCGAUAUCGAGGAGAUUGACAGCACACUCCCGACGAACAUCGGACAGACCGUCAGCUUCUUCCUCGCCACGGUCACUACUCUCGGGACACUGAGCGUCGUCGGCGGACCGGCAUUCAUCCUGCCCAUGUGUGUCGUCCUGUGGCUCAGCUACCAGAUCGCGAAAAUCUACGGACAGACGUCCCGUGAUCUCCGUCGCCUGGACUCGGUGACGCGCUCGCCGGUGUACUCGAUGUACUCCGAGACCAUCGCCGGCGUGUCCGUGCUGCGCGCAUUUGGCGCUGGGUCUAAAUUCCUGCGCCAGAUGCUGCGUGCGUUAGACACGAAUGCGAAUCCGUCAUUCUGGUCGCUCGGGGUGGGCUACUGGCUGACGAUCCGGCUGACAAGCUUCGCCUCGAUAUUUACAACGCUCAUUGCCCUCGUAGCCGUGCUGACGCCCGGGAUCUCGGCCCCUCUUGCAGGAUUCGCCUUCUCCUUCUCGUACACGAGCACCUCCACGCUCCUCAUUCUGGUCCAGUCGUUCGUUGCGCUCGAGCAGGCGAUGGUCGGUCUGGAGCGCGUUCAUGAGUAUUCUGCCCUGCUCCCGGAGGGCGAAGAGUUUUUGGAGCCGCGGCCCGAGCCAGAUUGGCCCGCGGAGGGUGCGAUUGAGUGCAAGGAUCUGGUUAUCAGAUAUGCUCCGGAGCUGCCGGCAGUGUUGAAGGAGGUGUCGUUCGAGGUCAAGCCUGGCGAGAAGGUUGGGGUGCUCGGUCGGACUGGAUCCGGGAAAUCUACCCUCGCACUGUCCCUCUUCCGUUUUGUGAAUCCGUCAGAGGGGACAAUCAUCGUUGACGGGGUGGACAUCACCAAGAUCGGGCUGACCGAUCUGCGGAGCCGGCUGACGAUCAUCCCGCAGGACCCGACCAUCCUCAGCGGGACUCUCCGCUCGACGUUGGAUGUGUUCGAGGAAUACGAGGACAAAGACAUCUUCGAGGCGCUGCGUCGUGUGCACCUCAUUCCACCCGCCGACGACGGCGCAGACUCUGUCACGCCCGACUCCGAGUCGGAGAUCAACGCGAACGUAUUCAAGAACCUCGACUCGCCCGUGUCGGAAGGCGGGGACAAUUUCUCGACGGGCGAGAAACAGCUGCUGUGCAUGGCGCGCGCGAUCCUCAAACGGUCCAAGGUCCUCGUCAUGGACGAGGCGACUGCCUCGGUCGAUUAUGCCACGGACGAAUUGAUCGGAAAAACGAUCCGCGAGGAAUUCGCCGGGAGCACGAUCCUCACCAUUGCGCAUCGGCUGAGGACAGUCAUCGACUAUGAUCGGAUUCUGCUCCUCGACAAGGGUCAGGUGCUCGAAUUCGACGCGCCUGCGACCCUCCUGGCCAACUCUGACUCGAGCUUCUACAAGCUGUGCCAGGCGACGGGCAAGAACGAGUUCAAGGUCCUGCUCGAGAUGGCAGGCAUCAAAAAGUAAAACAUAAUUACCCUAGAGUUGGUUGAUCACCGGCGCGGUCCCAUUGAGGGACAACCGGGGGUCCGCACUACAUACAUGUGUCAAGUGUAUGCUACGGGCAUUCAAUCACCUUUUCCUCCUCGAGCACCCGAAGUAACAUCCACUCCGCGGUUGUUAUUCCCCACCAACCCGCUGUAGCCCAUCAAGAUAUCCCAAGGGAUUUGCAGAGGUCGAGACGAUGGCGCGGUUCAGGCAGAGCCGUGGCCGUUCGCAUGGGGCCAGAGGCAUAGAUAUAGGAGAUAAAUAGAGGUCCACCAAUGUCGUCAGUGAGGAACACUGGGCCUGACGCGUGGUGCCCCAGAAUCGUUCGAAGAAUAGUUUGGAGUAGCGGGACAUCGUAAAUCUGGAGUCGAGCAAGCUAGGGUGUGAAACGGAAAAGACACGGCAGUCUGUGGUGAUUUUGGAUUUCGGAAGGGAGAG
Mycena citricolor is the source of this 5705-nucleotide messenger RNA. NCBI's taxonomy places the organism in Eukaryota, Fungi, Basidiomycota, Agaricomycetes, Agaricales, Mycenaceae. The record is from the annotation of a GenBank genome assembly.